AUGAGCCCUGCAACCAAAGCAUCGCGCAAAUCCCUGUACAAGGGACUCAACAUGGGCGGCACUGCUGACUGGGCCACAGAUCUCCAGCAAUACAAUGAUCCUCCCACGCGUGGUGGGAUCCUUGUGGAAAACUGGGCCACUUGGAAAACGGCCACUAAAAUAAUGAGGACCCUUGGCAAGUCGGAGAUAGGACGGGGAACUGGACCGAGCUUCAUUGUACUGACCAAGCUGUUAACCACGCCAGGGAUGAUCCGCUUGCCGGGCAAGGGUAAGAAUGGGAAUGUUGACUUCCACAUCGGCGCCCAGGAUAUUGUGGACAUCAUCAGCGACUCAGUGAGACAAUUUGGUGGAUCUGGCAAGGUUGGCUCCAAGGGCGAGAUGUCUUGCAAGGGAACUGUCAAAGGCCAAACGGCUGAGGGGGCGUUGUAUCAUGAUUAG
Messenger RNA from Aspergillus fischeri NRRL 181, 438 nucleotides. RefSeq lists its product as uncharacterized. The transcript has 2 exons. NCBI's taxonomy places the organism in Eukaryota, Fungi, Ascomycota, Eurotiomycetes, Eurotiales, Aspergillaceae. The record is from RefSeq and is a predicted model, not a curated record. The coding region runs from base 1 to 438 and encodes 145 amino acids.